This is a messenger RNA of Monodelphis domestica (gray short-tailed opossum), 5107 nucleotides long. It is a transcript of the gene KCNK1, whose product is annotated as potassium two pore domain channel subfamily K member 1. Gene Ontology annotation, biological process: stabilization of membrane potential; potassium ion transmembrane transport. Gene Ontology annotation, molecular function: outward rectifier potassium channel activity; potassium ion leak channel activity. Gene Ontology annotation, cellular component: plasma membrane. NCBI's taxonomy places the organism in Eukaryota, Metazoa, Chordata, Mammalia, Didelphimorphia, Didelphidae. The record is from RefSeq and is a predicted model, not a curated record.
GUCCCAAAGACAGGGUGGAGAACCAGAAAAGGUAAGCUGGCAGGGACUUAGUAUGUGAGCAAUUAACAGGGCGGAGGAAAGGAGGACGGAGAGAGCUUGUACUUUCUCUUUUCAGGGAACAGCUUGAGCUAUAGCUUUGGCGAAGUUCAAUUCCAGACCUACAGACUCAUUCGACUUGCUGGUUACCUGAGCCGGGGAACCACGUCAGCGCCACAUCAUUUCGGGCUUUUUAUACUGAAAGGAAACAGGAAAAGGAGAGCUAGCGAGAGAACGAGCGAGUAAGAGAAAAAAGAAACACUAGCCAGCCAAUCACAAGGAGAACUCAAGUGCACAAAGGGAGCAAGAGCCGGGAGUGGAAGGGGGAGGGUGAAGAAAGGGGAGCAAGGAGAGAGAGGACCUUCAUUUAAGCCUCUCAAACUUUGGGCGCUGUCUUUGCAAACGGGAGGCGGGGGCUGAGAGAGGCCGGCUGUGUGGGUGGCAGUGGAGAGGGGCCGCCCUAGAGGAGACCGCGAGCGUCCGGGGCGGACUCCGGGCUGCCUCGGAGUUCAUUGAGGGAUUCACCCCCUCCCACCACAGUUCCUCACGACCCGCGUGCCAGAGUGUCGGUAGCUGUGCACGCGUGAGAGAGGGAGUGUGCUUGUGUGUGUUUGUGUACGCGCGCGGUCGUGUGUGUGUGUGUGUGUGUGUGUUGGGUUGUGUGCUGGGCUCCCAAACGGCCGGCUCGCGCUCUCCUGGGGUCUGCGGCGGCUGCGGCGGCGGCGCGCGGGGAAGAUGCUGCAGUCCCUGGCCGGCAGCUCCUGUGUGCGGCUGGUGGAGAGACACCGCUCUGCCUGGUGCUUCGCAUUCUUGGUGCUGGGCUACCUGCUCUACCUGGUGUUCGGCGCUGUGGUCUUCUCCUCGGUGGAGUUGCCCUACGAGGACCUGCUGCGCCAAGAGCUGCGCAAGCUGAAGCAGCGCUUCCUGGAGGAGCACAAGUGUCUAUCGGAGCAGCAGCUGGAACAAUUCCUGGUGCGGGUGCUGGAGGCCAGCAACUACGGCGUUUCUGUUCUCAGCAACGCCUCGGGAAAUUGGAACUGGGACUUCACCUCCGCCCUCUUCUUCGCCAGCACGGUGCUCUCCACCACAGGUUAUGGACACACAGUACCGUUAUCAGAUGGUGGUAAGGCCUUCUGCAUCAUCUAUUCUGUCAUUGGCAUCCCCUUCACCCUCCUGUUCCUGACUGCAGUGGUCCAGCGUAUCACCGUUCAUGUCACUCGGAGGCCUGUGCUCUACUUCCACAUCCGCUGGGGAUUCUCCAAACAGUUGGUUGCCAUCAUCCAUGCAGUUUUGCUUGGGUUUGUGACUGUGUCCUGUUUCUUCUUCAUCCCAGCAGCAGUGUUUUCUAUCUUGGAAGACGACUGGAACUUUUUGGAAUCCUUUUAUUUUUGUUUCAUUUCCUUGAGCACCAUUGGCUUAGGGGAUUAUGUUCCUGGAGAAGGCUACAAUCAGAAAUUCAGGGAGUUGUAUAAGAUAGGUAUCACAUGUUACCUGUUGUUGGGCCUCAUUGCCAUGCUAGUAGUUUUGGAAACAUUCUGUGAACUCCAUGAGCUCAAAAAGUUUAGAAAAAUGUUCUACGUGAAGAAGGAUAAGGAUGAAGACCAAGUCCACAUCAUGGAACAUGACCAGCUCUCGUUCUCUUCCAUCACAGAUCAAGCUGCUGGCCUGAAAGAGGAUCAGAAGCAAAAUGAACCUUUUGUGACAGCUCAGUCAUCAACAUACACUGAGGGCUCAGCAAACAAUUAAAAAGUAGGAUUCCUCAGUCCCUUUGUCAUAGCACACUUAUGUCCCUGCAAGUCAGAAAUAGAAAAAGCUUUUGUUCAUUUUUAUGGAAAUAUAAAAGCCAAGCUGAUAUUGCCACCCAAACAAAUAUCCAUUAUUUGAGGUAUUAAAAACAAACAAAAUGGCAAACAUGGACUCAGUUGGAAAAUGUGGUGUCUGGGUAGAGGGAACCUCUAUCUGUAAGGCAAUAUCUAACAAAUGAGCUUGGGCUUUGCAAAUAGGCAAGAAAUGUUGCAAACAAUGCUACUGUGGAAAGGUUAGCAAUGCUUGGCAAGAAGUAGGUUUUCUACUUUUAAUUGAGAAAUUUUGGGUUUGUCUUUGAAUCAUUUAGCAGCUGUAUAGUAAAACUUUAUAUUUAACAGAGAGGCUUAGCAAAGUGUUUUAUAAUUAAGUUCCUGUGUACUAUUUGCAUGUACCCAUCCAAAGUGAUUAUUUUUGUAGAAUGUAAGUUAAGACCUACUAUUUAUAAUGAACGUUUAACUAAUAACAUGUGUACAUAUGAAGUAUAAAUAUGUUUAUAUCCUGUGUAUAUAGAAAUACAUAUAUGUGUGUGUAAAUAUAUAUAUAUAUAUGUGUGUAUAUAUAUGGUGCGUCCCUAGAAUUCAAUUAACUUCUUAGAACAGAAUUGUAGAUAGAUUUUAUUUUCUCUCUUUAUAAAAGAAGAAACUCAAGUGCUGCAUUUGAUGAGUCAAUAUAAUAGAAUUAUGUUUAGGACUGACUAGAGAGAGUUAAGGGCAGCAAGAAAAAAGUUUGUCAUACAGUGGUAUUUUGUGAUAUGAUCGAAACAUUUGUAAAAGAGUCUUUUUUCUGACUAAGGAGUGAAGAGUGUCAUUUGUACAGAAGUCAAGAGAGUUAAAGAUAGUUUCGUGAGGUUUUCGUGAUUUGCAGCCAUUUAAUUUUUUUUUAAAGCACAGAACUUUUAAUCAAGAAAAUAUUUUUUAAAAAGGUCCAAUUAAACUAAUUCAGUAGAGUGUUUAAAAUUCAUAAGACAGAAUAAGCAAAAGUGUAUGGCAUUUGGCUUCACUUAGUGGUCUUUAUGUAAGGGAAAACUUUAGCAGUAUCUGUAUGGACUCUGUUCACUCCUUUGUAGAAAUCAUAAAACUAGCAUUUUUCAAUGAUGCCUACGGGAAAAUACUAAAAGUUUCAAGUAGGAAAAAUAAGUAGAACUAUGUAGGCUAACUAAUACUCAGUAACAGGGUAAGUAAUUUUUACAUUUUUGUAUGUUAUGUCAUAAAGGGAGGCUGAUACUAGAAUGGUCAUGGAUUUGACUGUUAGAAAAAGUUAGCACUUUAGGUUAUUCAGUUCAAGCUAGUUGUUACAAUUUGGCCUCUUUAUGAAAGGGCUAACAUUUUUAAAAAAAUCAAUAUUCAGUUACAUGCAACAGUAAGCCAAGCCAAUUCUUGUUUGAUCACUUAUGGCAGUCUCUGAAAAUGGGGUCUUUUUGUUUCCAUAACACCUUUAUCACUCAUAAAAAACACACAUUUUUGUCAAAUAGAAAUAAAAUCAUUUAAAGGUAUUCUGCUGAGUCUGUGGUAGAUUUCCAGUAGUCAGUUCCUAUCUUGGUGGACUGUGUUUUAUCAGCAGAAUUUCUUGUUCAAGGCUCAAACCCAAAGACUUGCCAGAUCUCCUUGAAACCUAAUCCCACUGCCCUCAUAGGCUUAUUACAUUUCCUGGUGUUCUGUUACAUAGUCACCUCACCUUUGCAGAGGAGAAACAAGGAAAGUUAUUGGCUAGGUGACAAAGGGAGAAAGAGGAGAAACACAUUUUGGAUAUGAAAGGGAUGGGAUAGUUGACAGUCCAUCGUUGAUUGGCACAAAAGGAAGACUGGUGGUGAUGGAGAGUAUAAAUCAAAGUAAUGAUAAGUGACACUUGGGUAGUGUACUGACAUUUUAUUAGAUGCAGCAAAUGGCUUUUAUUAGCCACAGCUGUCUGGCUUUAAUACAAAAGAGAAAGGAGUUUAUAAAUAUGAUGAAAGAGGAGGAGGAGUAGAGGGAGGAAAAGAGCUUGCAAAGGUUACUAUGUAUCAAAAUGGCAUUAAUAGAGUAUUUCAUGUUCCUUUUUUCUCAACACAUUCAUUAAUUCUCUAACAAUUAUGGUCUGAUUUAUUUCUUUACACAUAUGGAAAGUGAGGAAAAAAAGCAAACCAUUCUUUUUCUUGUUCAAAUGGGAAAUUAAGGGAAAGAUUUCUUUUACAAUUGUUUACUUUAUCAAUAAUCAAUAAAGUUCUAAUUAUCUUUAUAUAAAUGGAAGUGGGAUGGGAUAUUGGAAAAUGCUGCCCUUCUGCUGCCUAUAUCAUUGUGCAGGAAUGAAAUUGAAUUACAGAUUUUGAUAGUGUGCUGGAGUAUAAAAACAUGGAAUUGUGCCCACCGAUUGACAUUUUGAAGCCCUUUCAUAUGGGAAACAAAAAGUGUACAAUGUUUAAUGACCUGCAGGAUGGUGUGGAUUCUAAAGAAAGGCAUUCUAGAUGAAAAGAUGGAUAUUCUGCUCAAAGAUUUCUUUGAAUCACCAGACAUUUUCACUUAAACAGAAUAGCAAAGAUGGCUGUCCUUUGAAAAGAAGAGGGAAACUAUGAAAAAAAAAGAUGAUUUGAAAAGUUGGCUCUGAUAGAGAGGACAAAACCUAUAGGAAAUGUUCUGAGAAUGAAAGAAAAUGUCCUUUUGAGUGUAGGUAUACGGAUCUCUGAAUAAUACCAUAGGCUAUAUUAAAGUCUCAGAGGAAAGAGAUAGUUCUAGAUUGGGAGUUGUCUUUGAGAUAAUAUGGUUCAGGAAAAAGUUGUUUUGGAUGAACAACUAAAGUGAAGGGCAGUGUAUUCUCCCCUCUAAAAGAAAACACAGCCAUUUUUCCAUAUACCACCCUCAUGUGCCUUUUGUGAAUGAUUGAGACCACACCAAAACUAUUUUGGACCUUCAGACCCUGAGGUAAAGGAAAAACCAGCAAAUGUAAAUCACCAUUUUUUUUAUCCUUUAUGGUCAUCCAGAUUAUUCAAAACACUUAUAUUAGUAGAAAUUAGCAUCAAGGAGCCAGUAGCAAUUAAUUGUUCAGAAUUUAGGUUUCUGUGAACAUUCUUUCCUGAUUGUGUGGUAUAUUCAAUUUGUGCUGUAAUUCACUCUUUUCUGUAGAGCAUUCAUGCUAAGAAGAGAUUUGGUAAAUGUUGAUUUCUACCUUUAAGUGAAAUAAUUAAUUUUGAUUUCACAUUAGGAAAUGUGUUUAUAACUUAGUAAAAAAAAAUUGGUUAUAAUUAAAAAACUGAUGUAAUAAAAGCAUUAUCAUUGAUAAUUAGAUGCCUACU